This is a messenger RNA of Helianthus annuus (common sunflower), 1554 nucleotides long. RefSeq names its product 26S proteasome non-ATPase regulatory subunit 4 homolog. Lineage: Eukaryota; Viridiplantae; Streptophyta; Magnoliopsida; Asterales; Asteraceae. The record is from RefSeq and is a predicted model, not a curated record. The transcript has 11 exons. Gene Ontology annotation, molecular function: polyubiquitin modification-dependent protein binding. Bases 138 to 1334 code for a protein of 398 amino acids. Gene Ontology annotation, cellular component: cytosol; proteasome regulatory particle, base subcomplex; nucleus. Gene Ontology annotation, biological process: proteasome-mediated ubiquitin-dependent protein catabolic process.
GGGGCUUUUAUGUGUUCAAGUGAUCUAGCCAUCAAAUACCAAACAGUUAUCGUCGUGAGCAAGAAAACCCCCCAUUCAUCUUCAAAACUCUGUAAUCGCUCGUACGAUUCACACCCGUUCUUCUUUAAUCGUCAACAAUGGUGCUCGAGGCUACCAUGAUCUGCAUCGACAAUUCAGAAUGGAUGCGAAACGGUGAUUAUUCACCUACUAGGUUUCAGGCUCAAGCCGACGCUGUUAAUCUGAUUUGUGGCGCUAAAACUCAGUCUAAUCCGGAGAAUACUGUGGGCGUAUUGACAAUGGCCGGCAAAGGUGUUCGUGUUCUUGUCACUCCUACUAGCGAUCUUGGCAAGAUCCUAGCUUGCAUGCAUGGUUUAGAAAUAGGCGGUGAGAUGAACUUGGCAGCCGGGAUUCAAGUUGCUCAGUUGGCAUUGAAGCAUCGUCAAAACAAAAAGCAGCAACAGAGAAUAAUUGUGUUUGCUGGAGGUCCUGUAAAAUAUGAUAAGAAAGUAUUGGAGAUGAUCGGGAAGAAGUUAAAAAAGAACAGUGUCGCUCUUGACGUUGUGAACUUUGGUGAAGAAGAUGAAUCGAAGACAGAAAAGCUCGAGGCUCUUGUUGCGGCUGUAAACAAUAACGACAGCAGUCACAUUGUUCAUGUUCCAGCUGGAGCAAAUGCACUCUCUGACGUCCUUUUGAGUACUCCUAUCUUUACUGGUGAUGGAGAAGGUGGAAGUGGUUUUGCAGCGGCGGCUGCAGCGGCUGCAGCUGGCGGUGUAUCCGGUUUUGAUUUUGGUGUUGACCCGAAUCUGGAUCCUGAACUUGCACUUGCGCUUCGGGUUUCAAUGGAGGAAGAGAGAGCGAGGCAAGAAGCGGCUGCGAAAAAGGCUGCGGACGAUUCUUCAAAGCAAGGGAAAGAAGGGGAGUCGACUUCACAAGAUGCAACUAUGUCGGAAAAUGUCGGGACUUCGGUUUCUGAAUCUGAGAAUAAAAAGGAUGAUUUAAUGGAUGACGAGAAUGCGCUGCUACAGCAGGCUCUUGCCAUGUCAAUGGAUGACCCUUCUGCCACCGUUACAACAAGGGACACUGAUAUGUCAGAGGCGGCUGCCGAUGAUCAAGACUUGGCUCUCGCUCUACAAUAUUCUAUGCAAGAAGGUGCAAAAGAUCAAUCGGAUAUGGGCAAACUGUUGGCAGAUCAAUCAUUCGUGUCAUCAAUUCUUACUUCCCUCCCUGGAGUUGACCCGAAUGAUCCAUCGGUCAAAGAUUUGCUUGCGUCUAUGCAAAAUCAGCCUGAGAAGAAAGAUGAUGAUGAGAAAGCGCCGAAAGAAGAUGACAAGUGAUCUAUCUUUUCUUUAAUCAGUAUAAUCCCGGGUGACUGCAUUUGGUGGAGGAUAAUGGGAUAGAUUACAAUGUAUGAAAUACUAUUCCUGUUACCAUGGAUUUGUUUUACUUUUGGUGUUUGUUUAAUUAUGCUACUUGGAAAGUCAAAUUCUCGUUUGUAUGUUUUAAACUGCCUCCCCUCGUUUAAUUCAAAUCGUUGGCCUUCUUUUUUCUAUUUAA